Molecule: messenger RNA, 1658 nt
Organism: Andrographis paniculata
Lineage: Eukaryota; Viridiplantae; Streptophyta; Magnoliopsida; Lamiales; Acanthaceae
Exons: 5
Coding region: 384-1412 (342 amino acids)
Source: RefSeq, a predicted model, not a curated record
UUUUUGGCUGGGUAUCCGGGUCUACCCGACCCGAAAGGUUUUGGGCGGGCGAGGGUUUUAGUACCUCUAAUGGAUCGGGUCCAGAUUCAGUUUCGGUACAACCCGAUCCGUUUUCAUCCCUAUUUCUCAUUCCUUCCCAAAUUGAUUUCUCUCACCUCUAUCCGAAAUCUCUCCCAACUUUUCUGAAAUCUCUGCAAAGUUUCUGCAACAAGCAUCGUAUUUCAUGUGGGCGAAGAAAGCCCCCUUUCGACGCAGAUUAACACGCUGAGGGGUUUCACCUUCUGCUCGCCGCCUUCGAAAUCAUUGUGCGCCGCCCUCUGGUUGAAGUUCUUGGGUGUAAUAUGAUCUCUGCCACAGAUGCUCGUGUGCACAUUGUUUAAAUUAUGGCAAUGAUAACUCAGCAUCUGCAGGGUGCUUGUAGCACAUUCCCUUCCGUAUCUUCAUCGUGGAGUAGAGGGAGCAAGGUAAAUCAUAUUUUGCCUACAUUCCAUCCAGUUGGGAGAAAAGAUAGGUUAAUAUCUUUGAAAUGCAGAUCACGAUCAAGUGUAGGAGCAGCUGUCAUUCACAGACCAAAGCAAAAGAUAUUUAAAAUAUAUGCUUUCAAGGGUGGGAAUCGGUAUGAUGAUUCUAGCAGCAGAACAAAUGGUUCAAAGUCCAUAAAAAAUAGUGCUAAAGUCUCAUUUCUGCAAGAUGAAAGCGAAGAAUCCUCUUUGAAAUCUUCUAAGGUACAUGAUGUUGUCCCUGAUCCUUGCACAUCAGCGGCCGAGACAGCAAGCCGGUCUGUAGCUAUACAGAAGCUGUUUAAAAACUGGCUAAUGUUGUUGCGCACACAACCACAAACUGAACCUGUGGAAAGAGCUGCGGCAGAACCAUCCUCCACUGAAUCAUCGGAAACGCCCAACACUGUUGCAAAACAAGAAACAAUUCAGUUGGUAAAGGCUGCUGCAGCUUACUUGAUGAACUUGGAUGCAACUAUAAAAAUACCGGUGCUUAUUUUAACUCCCAUGUUCUUCUAUGUCAAUAUAGCUUACGGAUCAGAGGUGUUAAAAGAAUUAGCCCCCUUAUGGAUUCUCGGGCCAUUAAUCGUAGCCCUUUACAUCAAGAUCUUCCGAGCAAUAUGCAGACUAUAUGUAUUCAGCUUCACGCAGACAGUGAAAAUUGCAAUUAAUAUGCCUUCCUACUGCUUACUGGCAUACGCCUACAUCUUUAAAGGCGGUCUAAAAGAAACUAUGCGCGCACGGUUAGUCCAGCCUCUGGUUGAUAUAAAAAAUAAGGACUACAAAGAAGCUGCCCGGAGAAAAUUUAAGGAUGUGCAAGAAUGGAUGAUCGAAUACUACCUGGAUUUCAUCGAAGGGAUAUGGCCACUCUACUGCCGAACAAUCAGGUUUUUGAAGAGGGCGAAUCUAUUAUAAAUUAAUGUGCUUUGAUCUAUCCUUUGGGGUAUCGAAUUUUCUUUCUUCUUUUUGCCGUUGUUUUUGUUAGCUUUGUACUAUGCAUUUUAGGGUGAAAUAUUCGAAUCGGAGCCCAUCCCGGCUUCCCUUGAUCAUCAUUCUGAGGAUUAAGACUGAAAAACUUUGAUGUAGGGCUGGCCAAUAUUUGAAUUCAUCUGAGUUUGGAGGAUAUAUUUUGCAGCAAUGUUAUGAUAUACUACUAUUAUA